AUGUCCCAAAUACAAAAAGGCUAACAUUUACUACGUUACUGUCGUGUAAAUGUGCCCAAUGUGAUUCUAACUUCCCCACGAACACCCCCUCCGAUUUACUGAAGAAAAAAAUGCAGCUCCUCGGCGGCUCCGCCCCUCACGCUCAGAUGUGGACGCAAAAAAGGGGGUGGAAGGGGUCCAGCAGCAACUAUGUGACAGACAGACAACACGGACCCUCGGUUGCUCUGUUUGCAGGUACCGCGGAAGGCACACCGGAGCUGGGCCGCAUGCAGGACGCCUCAUAAUGACAGUAAUGUCACACAGGACCGCGGCAGCAUCCUCUUGCAGCGUGCACCCCCACGCUUUUUAGUCUGGUACAUGAAGAAGUAGAAUCUGAGGGCCUCCCAGUUGACAUCUGGGCUGACCCCAGCCUCGGCCCCCCUCCUCCAAUUCCUCCAGCUGCAGGGCUUUGUUGCCCCAGAGUAAUGAAGUCCAGCAUGUGGCAAUGGCGGAGGCUUGUGCUGGUAGGAAUGCUGGCCUGGGUUCUCUUCUUCCUCGCUCUCUUCUCCUACUUCCUGGACGCCGGCCCGCUGCUCACCCAGCACCCCGACACCCGCCGUCUGGCUUCCAUACAGCAGAACUCUUUGACAGGCUCCAGGCCUGAGUUGGCCCCCAGCCUGACCCCAACUUAUCCUGGAGAUGGACCUGGAUUGGAGGCUCACAGCAGCUCUGUGACCCCGGGGUCCAGCGUGGAGGUGAGCAGAAGCCCUAACAGUGCACUCGAUGCCAACUAUGGUAGCCAGGAGACCAGUCGCCAAGACUCCCUGGACCCCCAGACUCUGGCUGCAUGGUCUUCUUUUGGCACCGAGAAUGUGGGCUCUCAUUCGAGUCGAGACAGAACUUCCCGGACCACAGAGUAUCAAAACCAUGUGAAAAAAGUGCACAACCAGGGUGGGGAGGAGGAGGAGGAAGAUGCAGAUGAAGAAAGAGGAAACAGAAUGAGGACUCUCAGGGGGGCUGCUGACGCCUCCUCUGAUCUGGAGGAGUCCUACUCCUCCAAGUCGGCGUUGGCGGCGAAGCGCCUGUGGCAGGGCCUCAUGUCUUCAUCUACGCUGAAGCAGGUCAGGAACGAGUAUCUGAACGCCAACAAGUACCACGUGGCCUUCAAGGGGCCCCGUAGGACCUCGCAAAGCGCCAAGGAGCUGCUGUGUCAGAUGAAAGCUCAGGCCCCACUCAGCACGGUGGAUGGGUCCGAGCAGCCCUUCUCCUCGUUUGGGUGGGCUGACCUGGUGCCCUCCCUGACCCUGGAGCAGCUGUACAGGACUCAGGGGCGGAGCAGCUUCCGUACAUGCGCCGUGGUCUCCUCGGCCGGCGCCAUCCUGCGGUCGGGACUGGGCAAAGAGAUUGACGCUCAUGACGCAGUGUUGAGGUUCAACGCGGCGCCCACCGAGGGCUACGAGAGAGACGUGGGGAGCAAAACCACCAUCAGGAUCAUCAACUCGCAGAUUCUGGCAAAGACCAAGUUUCAAUUCAAAACAAGUUCUCUUUACAAGAAUGUCACCCUGGUGGCCUGGGACCCUGCACCCUAUGACCUCAACCUACACAAGUGGUACGCCAGUCCCGACUACGACCUUUUCGGCCCGUAUGUGGAGCAUCGCAAGCAUUACCCGGGCCAGCCCUUCUACAUCCUGCACCCCAGCUACAUUUGGGGUCUCUGGGACGUGAUUCAGGGCAACACUCAGGAGAACAUUCAGCCCAACCCUCCCUCAUCUGGCUUCUUAGGCAUCCUCCUGAUGAUGGCGCUGUGCGAGCAGGUGCACGUGUACAAGUACAUCCCCUCUGCGAGGCAGACGGACCUGUGCCAUUACCACGAGCUCUACCACGACAUAGCGUGCACGCUGGGGGCCUACCACCCGCUUUUGUUCGAGAAGAACCUCGUCCUGCGGAUUAACACCGGCACCGAGGGCGACCUCAAGAAGGGGCGGGUCACCCUGCCCGGGUUCCGCACCGUGGACUGUGACAUCUGAACCGUACGAGAGCCGACUCUUUUGAGCCCAACUUUGGUAACUUGGUCCUUUUCUUGGGGGCCACUCUGAGGGCGCGUUGCAAUAAAGCCACUGGAGACGGACGGGGGGGGGUUUGUCAACACAGUGGGCUUUGAGGGAGCUUGUUUCAAGAUGGUCUUUGCCGGGAAGACGUCUCUUAUCUCUCUGCUUUAGCUGAGCCAUGUUAGCUGCAGCCGCAGUUUUUUUACGAGACUUUUCAAUGAUUUCAAAUGUGUGUUUUUUCCACUUUACAGCAGUGGACUUCCUGUUUUUCUACUCUGAGUCGUCCACGCCGACAGGGUCUUAAUCGGUUGUGCCCCUCCCAUUGCUCUGCACCAGCCCUCGUUAUUCCUCUGGUGUGCUUCCUUCGGUGGCAUCGGCCUGAUGAAGACGCUCGUCGCUCCGUGCUUGGAUGCUGCGAGUUCUCCUGUCCAAUGGGACACCAAGGUGGACACAGGUGGGCUAGACCUGGUUGGGGUGGGCUCGGUAGAUGGGACGCUACGGAGGGUAGGGUAGUGGGGGCAAGUUCCCGAUCUUCCAGCCAUAUUUGACCGGCGGCCAUUUUUUAAAAACAACUCGUUGCUGUUGUUUCUACUAUUGUCGUUGCUGAACGUCACCACAAACGCAGCAGAAGCAAAAUAAAACCGUCCUCCUCAACCAUCACCAACAAAGAACGUCUUGGGGAGAGUUCGUGCUUAAAAACUGCUGGUAACUUCAUUUUUUUUCUAAACACGAAAGGACAAGACGCACAAUAAAAGCAAUGUUUGGCCGUUUGUCCGAAGGUGAUCAUCAAUGUUGACUUUUGUGUUCAAACCAAUCCAGUUUUGAAAACACGCUGGUGAACAUUUGCAAUACAGUUACCACUACACCAACACUGAGGCCGACAUUUGGUGAUUAGACGGGGAAAUGUUGCUAAGGUAAGAGCUAAAGUAGGUGAAUAGGGUGGGUAGGUAGGGAAGGAGGUACAGAAUAGGGAGGAAAUGGGUAUUUUGGGUAAGGUAGGUAGGGUAGGGUAGGGUAUGAACUUGUCCCUGGUCGCCUUGGGUGGGUUCACACCCAUUCCACAUACACACUGUGGCUGGCCUGCGGUUCCCAUCUCUCUCCUGUCACUCGUAAGCGAAUGUAACUUUUUACCGACUGCGUGUUUUAGCGCCACAGUACGUUGCAGGGGCAUCUGGCGGCGAGGGGUUUACUGGUUUAUUUCCGUCAGACAAUCCUCCAAUAUUGUUCUGGAGCCGCCAUCAUCCACCAGGAAUGUGAAGCAGUAAGACUCUCAGAUUUACUUCAUCUCUUCCCUUGAGGAGAUGUGAUUGAUUUCUCUUUUUUUUUUUAUACCACUCUGUUUUUAAGAGACGGUGUGUGCUGUCGUAAUGAAAUGUUUCCAGCCAACGUUGGCGGUUUGGUUUCAAUAAGUCGAGUGUUCCGUACUGUAAGUAGCAGAAGCACUGGUGACAGAAGAGUAUUUGCUCAAAUAGUGACCUCAGUCUAACUGAUGCCAUGUCUUGAUCGUCCACUCCUUGGGUGGUGACUGUCUUGCUACUCAAAACAGCAGCACCUACAGAGACAUGUAAAUGGUCUCUGAAACUAAUCUCUGACAUUUGUUCCAUAAGUUUUUUUGUUUCUGAUGUUGGUCCAGUCCAGUUCGACUUAAUAUAUGUUGUAUUAAUUGAUUGUCAUUUAUUUAUUAGAGGGAACAAAUAUAAACCCUUGGCCGCUAUGAGGAAAUAUGGUUUGGGCUCAUGAAAAGAUUCAUUUCAUGGCCGUUUUUUGAACAGUCUGAGUUGUGUGGAUACAAUCCUGUUCUGUGGCUCUUUGUGAUGCAACAUAUUGAGACUGUGUAAACAUUCAGUAAGCUCACAGGGGGGAGGGCGGGUGUCUUUGACCAGCUCUGUGGAUACUUGGGGAAGAAAAAAAGAUGACCCCGCCUCACAUUGAUACCAACAAUGGUGACUAUGAAGUUGGAUUUGGGCAGUUCUGCCAGGGAUGGGCAUAAUAAUCAAUGAAUUUGGCUAAUGGUGUUCAGUGGAUUGAGGCAAAGAAGUACAGUACAUGACUUCAGCUGUGGGAAGUUGACAAAACUGACAGAAAAUAACCGUUGAUUGAUUAUUAGCUGACCAACUGCCUAUCCUUGUUUUGGUCUCAUACAACAGCAGACCUUCUAACGGUAUCAUUGAGAUACGAAGGAGUAUUAGGGGAAACACUGAAAAGGAAACAAGAAAAAUGGAUACAUUCCAAGAAUAAACUCGUAAACAAAAUAUUGUCUUUUUUUUUUUUAGAAAAGACGUCGUCACAUCACGAGAUUAAAGUCUAAUUCUAACGGGGAAAAAGUGAUAUCAUUGGCUCGUAACAUUAUACCCCUCAAAGGAAGAAGCAACUUUUUUUUCUGCGAAAAUGCGACUUCAUUUCGGCAAAAAAAUAAAACUACUAACUGAAGAUUGCCACUUUUUCUAAUGCAAAAAGAAAAUGUAUCAUUGAAAACAAAAUACCACUUGGAAAAAUGUAUUUAACAGGGUUUUCUUGAAGAAAUUAAUGUUUGUUUGUUUUGUUUUUUUUUUUUAAAGAAAUACAGCUUUGUUCCUGGAGAAAUAUGUUUUAAUUUCUCAAAGAAUAUCCAAUUAUUCUUGAAAAAACAUCCCUUUUCCGUGUGGCCGUAAUCCUCCUUAGUAUUGGUGAGAUGAAGCCUCAUUGCUUUAAAACAAACAACAAAAAAGGUUUUGUUCCUUGUGCUUCGUGGCUAACGUCAUCUCUUGGCUCACAAUGUUAGCAAGUGUUUGGAUGCUAAGACGGAGAAGUAACUUUUCUUUUUAUCACAACUUGAGUGAUUUUAGAAGCUGGAGGAAAAUUCAGCUUUAAAAAAAACAAACAGAUUUUGAGCUCUGCUAUAAGAUUUUGUGAUUGUGAGAAAUAAAAGGUGCAACCCAUGACUGUACUGUAAAUAAAAUGUGAAAUGACAACCAGGAUCAGGCCUGCAGUCCAGGAGUCACAGGGUGCGUUCACACUUUUGGUCACGUUUGGUUCGGUUAAAAUGAACUUGGUCCGCUUCGUUUGGUCAAGUGUGAACAUGACCAUCCAAACCUGAUCUCCUUCUGCUUGCAAGGGAACUCUGGUGCAGUUUUGGUUUGGAAUAUUUGAGUUAUGUCACGUAAUAAAUUCAAGAAAAGUCUUGAAAAGUAUAUUUUAGAAGCUUUUGGUGACAUCUAAGAUGGUAAACAUAGCAGAAGAUAAAAAUAACUUGCGUAUUGAGCCCAGCAGAUGGCAUUUUGGUUGGAAUAUUUGAGUUUCGUCACAUAAUAAGUCAAGGAAACACUUGAAAGAUAUAUUUUAGAAGCUUUUGGUGAAACCUAAGCUGGUAUAUAUAUAUCAGAAGCUAAAACAUUAACUACGUAUUCAAUCCAGCAGAUGGCAUUUUGUUUGGAAUAUUUGAAUUAUGCCACAUACGUCAAGCAAACUCUUGGAGAAAAUAUAUUUUAGAAGCUUUUGGUGAAAUUUAAGUUGGUAAAUAUAGCAGAAGCUGAAAAAUUACCUGCGUAUGCAACCAAGCAGAUUGCAUUUUGGUUGGAAUAUUUUAAAUUUCAUUACGUAAUAAGUCAAGAAAACUCUUUUAAAAUAAUACUUUAGAAGCUUUUGGUGACACAUAAGCUCGUAAAUAUAGCAGAAUAUAAAAACAACCUACAUAUUGAACCCAACAGAUGGCAUGUUUGGAAGAUUAGUAAGGCAAAAACACAAAGUAUAUUUGAGAAGCUUUUGGUGACAUCUGAGCCGGUAAACGUAACAGAACGUAAAAAAAGGUACGUAUUCAACACAGCAGAUGACAUUUUGGUUGGAAUAUUUGAGUUAAGUCAUGUAAUAAGUCAAGAGAACUCUUUAAAAGUAUAUUUUAGAAGCUUUUGGUGACAUCAGAACUGGUAAACAUAGCAGAAUAGAAUAAUAACUUAUGUAUUGAACACAGCAGUUAUUUUGUUUUGGCAUACAGUAUUUGAGUUUCGUCACGUAAUAUGUCACAAAAGCUGUCCAAUCAAGUCCUUGCUCGAUGCACCUGUUAGCUACUGUGCAGCCUUCGGUCCCAUGACAAAAACAGCAGCGUGAAUGCUAAGCCAAACGCAACCGAGUAUCCUUUCAAAAAGAGUCCCGAGACACAAGUGUGAACGCAGCCUCAGGCCGGCUGUGCUGUGUGUGAUGCAGACAGACGCCACGUCCAUGUCAGUAUUGUAACCUUAUUAUUUAGUUGUCCUUCUUAGGUGCAUGGCAGAUGUAGUCAAGCUGCGGGCGGCUCUUAGUAACUCCCUAUGAAGUGCAACUUAACCUCAUGUGGUCGUCCACUUUUUUAAUGCUAUCUAGGUGAGUUCAGUGUGAGGAAGGUCCAUCUUGUCACUUCCUUUUUUUAUAUGACCACUGGUGACGUCCAGAAACUGCUUCUUGAACGGUUCUUCUGUUUACGACAUUUCCCUGCGGCACGUUCACGCAGGAGAAGAAAUGAAGCACCACCUUACACCUUCUUACACUUGAAUCGGUAUUUGAAUUUGUAUGAUUCCCGCUCUCCCCUUUUUUUAACCAUGUCAAUAAAUGUUGUACAUGUCCAGCUCUCCUCGUCUUCCACUGACCUGUUUGUUCAUGAGGAUGUAGAUGAGCGGGUUGAUGACGGUGCUGCUCUUGGCCAGCAGCGACGGCACCACGCUGGCCACGGGACUGAUGAUGUCGGGCGGCCCGAACGUGGCCAUCAUGGCCACCACGCCGUACGGCAUCCAGCACAGCAGGUAGCAGGCGGCCGUGGUCAGGACCAUGAACAGGAUGUGGUACUCUCGCCUCCGGGCUGCAGUCUUGCGGAUCUUACCCACCUGUGGCUCCACAAAUCCAUGCAUUUGUAUCAUUACUCUUAUUAUCAUCA
Dunckerocampus dactyliophorus (ringed pipefish) is the source of this 6909-nucleotide messenger RNA. RefSeq names its product ST6 beta-galactosamide alpha-2,6-sialyltranferase 2a (gene st6gal2a). NCBI's taxonomy places the organism in Eukaryota, Metazoa, Chordata, Actinopteri, Syngnathiformes, Syngnathidae. The record is from RefSeq and is a predicted model, not a curated record. The transcript is spliced from 7 exons. Bases 465 to 2006 code for a protein of 513 amino acids. Gene Ontology annotation, molecular function: sialyltransferase activity.